CAAUUUUCACUUCCACAUUUCAAUUAUGGCCGCCAGAUGAUCGCUAAUGUUUAAGUGUUGUGGAGUCGUUCCUUUACUUUGGAAAACUUUAGAUAAGGUUGUCGUGGGAGAGAAAAGUGAUGGUGGAUUGAGAGACAUUCUUAAUCUAUCUGCGGACAUGUAUUAUUCCGUGCAAGUCGGUGAUACCGUUUUUACUGUGUUGAAACGGUACCGCAAUCUUCAGAUUAUUGGUUCUGGAGCGCAAGGAAUGGUGUGCUCAGCGUUAGACUCUACCACAGGAGAGAAGGUUGCUAUCAAAAAACUGAGCCGACCAUUUCAAAAUGUCACACAUGCCAAGAGAGCUUUUCGAGAACUGGUGCUGUUGAAGAUGGUCAACCACAAGAAUAUAAUUGGUCUCCUGAAUGUUUUCACCCCAGACAGAUCAUAUGAAGAGUUUCAGGACCUAUAUUUAGUGACAGAAUUGAUGGAUGCCAGUCUUGUCCAAGUCAUUCAAAUGGAUUUGGAUCAUGAAAGGCUUUCAUAUCUUAUGUACCAGAUGCUGUGUGGCGUAAAGCACCUACAUGAUGCAGGCAUCAUUCACAGGGACCUCAAGCCAAGUAACAUUGUAGUCAAGUCAGAUUGUUCACUGAAGAUACUUGACUUUGGACUGGCACGUACUGCUGGUGCAGCAUUCAUGAUGACACCAUAUGUAGUGACACGGUACUACAGGGCUCCAGAAGUUAUCUUAGGCAUGGGUUAUAGUGAGAAUGUGGAUGUGUGGUCUGUUGGCUGUAUACUGGGUGAGAUGAUCCGUGGAAGUGUUAUGUUUCCUGGAACUGAUCACAUUGAUCAGUGGAACAAGGUCACUGAGCUUCUUGGCACACCAUCAGAGUCCUUCCUCAGCCAGCUACAACCAUCAGUGAGAAUGUACUGUUCAAGUCGUCCUAAGCAGCCAGGAUUCAGUUUUGAUGAUCUUUUCCCAGAUGAUUUGUUUCCACCUGGGAACAAGACUAAAGCCAAUGAAUGUCGCGAUCUUUUGUCAAAGAUGCUUGUAGUUGACAGGUCAAAGCGGAUAUCAGUCAUUGAAGCCUUGCACCAUCCUUAUAUUCAUGUUUGGUACGAGAGAAGUGAAGUGGAAUCGACAAUACCCAAUAAAUAUGAUCAUUCGGUGGAUGAGAAGGAACUAACGGUUGAAGACUGGAAACGAACAAUUUACCAGGAAGUAAUUUCUUACAAUAACACGAACGACACUCCACCAGUUGUGGAGGGAAAUGGGGAGAUCAACGCUUCAUCAUCCAGUUCUAGCAUUUCAUCAGGAAUAGAAAGUUCCAAAAAGAAAGCGAAACGUAAAAAACGAGAGGUACAGACAGGAGGUGGAACUUUAGGCUCAAGAAUCAGACAGAUGAUAAGAGGAGAUGAAUACUAAUCCUGAUUGGUGGAUGGAUUAGAUAUUUUACUGGUAAUACCACAGCCAGAAAACGUCGAAUGAUGUGGUGCGUUGUUGCCAUCGACAACGUGAAUUUAGAACACUAAUGAACAAUUCGUGCAGUUCUAUAAAAUUUUGAUAAAAAGUGUGCAUGUUCAUGUACUUUAAAUAUUGUACGUGCGCAUUCUAAGUGGAUCAAUAACAGUUAUUUUGACUGGUAGGACCAGUUUGAUUGUGAAUUCCGAUGGGUAGGGUCAGUUAAGGGAGUUGUGUACUUCUUGAUAUGGGAAAUCAUUACACCGAAGAGGGAAGGUCCUGCGACCAAUGAAAUAGAAAUACUGAAGAUAUUAUACAAGAGAAAAUAUGGGUUAUAUCCUGAGGUAGUACUUGUAAUUUAGUAUUCAAAAAAGGUUCAUAAAUACUUAAUUUUGAGUUUAAUAGAUAUAGCUUUAUUUCGUCCUAGUUAAAGAAAGAAGCUGAUUGUGUUAGCAUGCAUUAUGGAAGAAACCUUUAGUGCUUUAGCUGAAAUUGUAAUUUUCGAAACGCUUCACAUUGUUCAUUGCAAAUCGCCGUUUAAGUUGCUUUCUGUCUGGAGGUUUGUUAAUGAAAAUCGAGCAAUAUGAUUGCAAGGAUGGAAAAGUAGACAUUUGUGUAAGAUUGCACUAAAUACUUUCUUCGUGCCAUUUGGAUUCGUGUUUGCGUCAUCAAACACACUUUGCUUUUAGAUUGAUGGAAACCUGUUAAGAAUAGUCUUUUAUGGCGGAGAAAUACUUUAGAGUUGCAAGAAAGUAAGAUUAACUUACCUCUAGAACGAAUGAAAAAAAAAAGCUUGAAAAAGUCUGAGAUAAUUUUUUUUCCAAGAUACACAUUGCAGUAGCUGUUUUUUUCAAGUGUUAGCCAAAUUAGGUUGUAUUUAUUUAUUUUUUUUUUAGUUAGAAAAGAGCAUGUUAUUAUUAUUAUUUUUUGUUUGUUUGUUUGUUUGUUUUUUUUUUGUUCAUAUUAGAGAUGAAUUCCGUUUGGAGUAGUUUUAAAUAAUAAGGUGUUAACACAGUGUAGUCUACAAGUGGCCAGGUCAGCUCAAGGGGGAGGGGAGGGGCAGGAGGGAAAGUGCAGAAGGACUAACGACCGAGACGUUUAGUUGCCAGAAACAGGCGUGUGAUUUAACGGUGGAAAAAGGCAUGGUAGGUUUGUUCUCUCAUUAGUUAGGACUUGCGUCUUAACCUUUCCAUCCAAACAUUGGGUGAUAAUAUGUGGAGAAACUAGACGAUAGUCACUGAUAGGUUAAAAGGGGUUAUAGUGAAGGCGGUUGUUUGUCAGUUGAAACGAGGAGCGAAACGUAUGCGGUUGGGUAAACUUCCUGUCGGUUUGCUUUUAUGUCGUGUGCGAUGUUAAAACUCUGAUGAUCAUGUGACCUCGCUAUCAGAAUACAGAGGAUAACUCAGUGUAGAUGGCCACUUGGAAACUACUCAGUCCACAUGCGCUUUAUUGCGGGCCUAUAGUAGCUUUACACGUUUAUAUACAUAGUCAAGUUACAUGUACCUAGCUUACAGAGGAUGAACAUUGUAUGCAUAGAUUAAUUUUGGUUGCGAGAUAAGGAUAUUCUUUCGUUAUAAUUGGCGUUUAAUUUCUGUCAAUAAACAGCGCAGAUUUCUUAAAA
Pocillopora verrucosa is the source of this 3062-nucleotide messenger RNA. Its product is annotated as stress-activated protein kinase JNK-like. Gene Ontology annotation, biological process: protein phosphorylation; JNK cascade. Gene Ontology annotation, cellular component: cytoplasm; nucleus. The record is from RefSeq and is a predicted model, not a curated record. Lineage: Eukaryota; Metazoa; Cnidaria; Anthozoa; Scleractinia; Pocilloporidae. Gene Ontology annotation, molecular function: ATP binding; JUN kinase activity.